AUGGGUGGAACAGAGAGAGCAGAGGAGGAGAUGAUGUCACCUCUGCUCCUCCACCAAUCAGAGCUGGCGCUGGGGAGGGCAGAGAGGCAGAAGGGUGUGUUUCCCUCACUGCAGCAUCCCAGCAGCCCUCACCCAGCGCAUGGGAUGAGCAGAGAGAAAGAGAAAGACCCAGAGGAGACGGAGAACAAGGUGUGUCACCAGAGCCCAAAACCCAAAACCUUUACUCUGUCUGUGGAGGCUUCCUUCUGCACUCUAUCAGACACAUAUAACAACCUAAAACAAGCUCCAAAGAUCACAGCUCAGCCCGUGUCUCACACCGCUUUCUCUCUGGAUGAUGUCAAUCUGGCCUGUGAAGCCAGUGGAGACCCGGUGCCCAGCUUUCGCUGGGUCAAAGAUGGCGAAGAGUUUAGGAGGGAACUGUUUGAGUCCGGGACCCUGACAGCAGAUGAUAAAGAGGAGCUCCGAUCCUAUCAGGGCUCGUACCGCUGCUACGUGGCCAACGAGCUGGGAACCGCCGUCUCAGACCUGGUGCACCUGAUCACAGAGCCCAUCCCAACCUUGGCCAAAGAGAAGAGGCAGAAAAGAAGAUCGUUUGAGGAAGGAGAAACCACAGUGCUCUACUGUAACCCUCCCAAGAGCUCUGUCACUCCCAAAAUACACUGGAUGGACAUGCAGCUGCGCCACAUCCCUCUGAAUGAGCGGGUGACCACUAGUCUUGAUGGAAAUCUGUACUUUGCCAACUUACUAGACAGUGACAGCAGAGAAGACUACACCUGCAAUGCCCACUACAUCAACGCCAGCGUCAUCCUCCCCAAAGAGCCCAUCGCCAUCAGCGUCACACCCUGUGUCCCCACUCCAGAGGUGCGGUGGGAGCGGAUGGACAGCCCUCUGUCUCCGGCGCGGGUCCGGAUGCUGAACUACGAGCACUGGCUCCAGAUCGAGAGCGUGUCGGAGGGGGAUGAUGGCGAGUACACAUGCACUGCCCAAAACAGCCAGGGCUCUGUUAAACACCACUACGCCGUCACGGUCGAGGCUGCUCCGUACUGGACCAGGCGUCCUGAGGACCAGCUGUACGCCCCAGGAGAGACUGUGAGGCUGGACUGUCAGGCUGAGGGCAUUCCCACCCCGAACAUCACCUGGAGCAUCAACGGUGUUCCCAUCGCAGGGACGGACUCGGACGCCAGGCGGCAUGUGAGCUCAGGGACACUGAUCCUGACUGACGUUCAGUACAGCGAUACGGCGGUCUAUCAGUGCGAGGCCACCAAUAAACACGGCAAUAUCCUGGUCAACACACACGUCCAUGUAGUUGAGCUGCCUCCUCAGAUCCUGACGGCAGACGGGCUCAUGUACAAGGCCACAGAAGGGCAAGCGGUCCUGCUGCGGUGCCGCACGUUUGGCUCCCCACAACCCAAAGUCGACUGGGAGAUUUUCGAGUUUGGUCCCGCUCUGGCCAAUGCUAAAAUGUCUCAGACGAGCGAUGGAAAUCUUCAGAUCAGUGACGUGAGUGAAGACGACAGCAACAUUUACACGUGCUCAGUGAGGCACAGCAACAGGAGCAUCAGUGCUGAGCUGGAGGUCCUGAACAGAACUAAGAUUGUGGACCCUCCUCAGGAUCUGCGGGUUUUACGUGGAGACGAUGCUGUUUUGCAGUGCAAAUAUACAGUGGACCACAAGUUAAAACAACCCACAAUUCAGUGGAAGAAGGACAAACACAAGAUCACAUCAUCUGCUAAUGAUGACAAAUACACUGAAUACCUCGACGGCUCUCUGAAGAUCACUGACAUUCGGAUGGAGGACUCGGGAAUCUACAGCUGUGAGAUCAGCACUAAACUGGACUCGGUCAGCGCCACCGGCUCCAUCACCGUACAGGAUAAGCCCGGUUCUCCUCACUCUCUGGAGUUGUCUGAAAGGAAGGAGCGUAGAGUCACGCUGUCCUGGAUGCCAGGCGCUCAAAACAACAGUCCUGUAUCUGAGUAUGUUAUUGAGAAGAAAGAGGAGCAGAAUCCAGAAAAGGGCCACUGGGAGGAGUACAGAAGAGUUCCUCAAGACAUCAGACACCUGGAGAUCCACCUGCAGCCUUACAGCACAUAUCACUUCCGGGUCAGAGCUGUCAAUGGCAUAGGAAUAAGCGAGCCCAGUCCUCCCUCAGACUCAUACAGCUACAAAAACUGUGGUAUCUGUUUGUUUUUCGCUCUCUCUCUCUCUCUCUCUCUCGAGAUCCAUCUGAGAAAGAAAGGCCCCAGAACUCACAGCCGAAGAGGCCUGCCGAUGCAAGAACCAGCAGCGGACAGGAACAGAGUGAUUGUGGUUCAUGGAAACAAGGUGGAGACGGCCGUGAGCGACUUGCAGUUUUACUCGAACUAUACUCUGACAGUUGCACCUUUCAACAGCAAAGGUGAAGGUCCGCAUUCGAAGGCGUAUCACUUUAGCACUCCAGAGGGCGCUCCUGGACCAGUUUCAUUUUUGACCUUCGAGAGCCCAUCUGAGACGGAGAUCACCCUGCGCUGGGAAGCUCCAGACAAACCCAACGGAGUGCUCACAGGCUACCUGCUACAGUACAAUGAACCUGUGCCUGGAAUUUCGAGCGCACAGCUGAUGGAAUCCAUCAACCUGCCUCUUGUUACUGAGUUCACACUGAAGAGUCUGAAUCCUCGGAUCCAAUACCACUUCAAACUCAGAGCACUCACCACUGCUGGUGAGGGGGAGCCAAUAGAAAUGGAGGGCGCCACCUUGCUGGAUGGAGAACCACCAUCUGCAAUCAACAUUGAAGCUGGACAAACAUCGGUUAACGUCAGUUGGGUGCCAGGAGAAAGACAGCGUAACUUUGCCUUUAGCUUCCGUUACCUGAAAAAAAGUGUGGGUGGUGAAUGGGAAGAGUCGGAGAACGUCAACUCCUCGCAGGCGUUCUAUCAGCUGCAGGGUCUGACGCCGGGUGUUCAGUACCACCUGCAGAUCCGGCCCGGAAACAACUCCUGGGAAUUCAAAACGGAUGGACCAGAGCUGCAUGAGUUGCCCAGCAGCUUUGCGACUCAGGGCUGGUUCAUCGGACUCAUCAGCGCCAUGGUUCUGCUGCUGCUGGUGCUGCUCAUUCUGUGCUACAUCAAGAAGAGCAAGGGAGGAAAGUAUUCAGUGAAAGAUAAAGAGGAGGAUCAGGUCGAUGGAGCUCGCACAAUGAAAGAUGGAGAGUUUGGAGAGUACAAGUAAACCAUUUCUUUGGACAAGUAUAUUAGCUAUCAGUACGAGGUCACCCCCUUUGGGCUGUUCCCGUCUCCCCACGUCUUCACGGAGGUCAUGGAGAGUGCCUUUGUCCCACUCCAGGAAGUGUGGAUUUGGAUACUCAACUAUCUCAACGAAUGGCUUAUAUUAGCGUACUCACAAGAUCUGCUGUGCAAGUACAGGGACUUGGUGCUUAGCACCUCCCUGGUGAAUCCCCCUGAGGAAGGACCUCCUUUCUCAGGGAUGAGGCACUAUUUGGCACCUGUGUCCAGAACUCUGGAACCUCCACGUGUGGCUUCUGUAUGGGGCAUGACAAACUUAAGGGCUUUAACACAGGCAGUUAUUGAUACUAUCACUAAGGCUACAGCCCCAUCUACUAGGCAGGCUUAUGCGCUGAAGUGGAGAAAGGUUUUAGAGGAGGCUGUCCCCUUCCACCUUGAAAGUGAUCUCUCUGUGGUUCUUGCUGGACUACAGAAGGCUCAUUUUGAGCCGCUCGUGUCAGUUGAGCUCAAGAUCUUGUCCCUUAAGACAGCUCUUCUGAUCAUGCUCACUUCCAUCAUGAGG
Sinocyclocheilus grahami is the source of this 3780-nucleotide messenger RNA. Its product is annotated as neural cell adhesion molecule L1.1-like. The transcript has 27 exons. The record is from RefSeq and is a predicted model, not a curated record. The annotation marks the transcript as partial. Gene Ontology annotation, biological process: cell-cell adhesion. Lineage: Eukaryota; Metazoa; Chordata; Actinopteri; Cypriniformes; Cyprinidae. Gene Ontology annotation, molecular function: protein binding.